AUGGCUUAUGUGUUAGGGAUCAAAUCUCAUUUUUUGGUGUCCAGUUGCCCAAUCAGCGAUUAUAUGGCUUGGAUAUUGGGAAUGACUCAACCGUCGUCCUACAUCCCUUCGCUGAUUGGCAUGGACAUCACGCAAAGACCAACUUAUUUUGAAAGGAUACAGAACGUCUGGGCCACAGCCGUGUAUAUUUAUUACACGCACAAAACUGCUCGUGAAACUACCGAAGUGUUCCGACGAAGAUACGGGGCAAACUUCCCGAAUUUGGAGGACAUUGCUGCAGACUCUGACGUGAUAUUCGUGUCCACGGAUGAGUUCGUUGAUAUGCCUCGCCCUACCCUUCCUAACCUAGUUCACAUUGGAGGACUAGGACAAGACGACUCUUCAGGAAAUGGAGGAUUGGAUAAGGUCUCUUUUUCAUUGCACAAGCUUUCUGAUGUUUUGAAUGAACUACUUCAGACUUUCUCCGAGCAAAUGGAAAAGGGUUCAAAAGGCGUUGUUUACUUCUCGCUAGGAACUGUCGUCAAUACCUCAUCGUUGCCAGCUUUUGCAAUGAGAGCUGUGAUGGAGGCGGCAAGACAAACUCCUGAUUAUCAUUUCAUACUGGCUGUAGACCACUAUGAUCAGAACGCACGACAACUUUCUGGAGGUCUGCCAAAUGUCUUCCUAUGCAGCUGGGCUCCACAGCCAGCACUUCUGAAACAUCCUCGUUUACAAGCGUUCAUAACGCAUGGCGGCUACAAUAGCAUAAUGGAAGCAGCACGAGCCGCAGUACCGCUUAUAACCAUACCGUUUUAUUUUGACCAAGCAAGGAACAGUCGUGCCGUUGAAAUGAAUGGUUGGGGAAUACCACUAAAUCGAUUCUCUCUUCGCAACAACCCAAAUGGGAUCUACCAGGCGCUGCAUGCUAUUCUUGAUGACACACGGUGCGUUGACAACGCAUUCUGCACUGUCGCGAAUGAGCUAGAUACAGAGCAAGCUAGCUGUGAGGAAUCUAGCACUGAUACGCAACAAAGCCUGCUUCAACGCAAUCUGACAACCUUAUAA
Molecule: messenger RNA, 1044 nt
Organism: Cooperia oncophora
Lineage: Eukaryota; Metazoa; Nematoda; Chromadorea; Rhabditida; Trichostrongylidae
Source: the annotation of a GenBank genome assembly